Molecule: messenger RNA, 402 nt
Organism: Aspergillus niger
Lineage: Eukaryota; Fungi; Ascomycota; Eurotiomycetes; Eurotiales; Aspergillaceae
Exons: 3
Coding region: 1-402 (133 amino acids)
Source: RefSeq, a predicted model, not a curated record
AUGCCGAUGAAGUAUAUAUUUGCCGACGCAGUGGUCGCUACUGCCACUACCCUGUACUCAUAUUACUAUGUGGUGUCAGCCAUCUGCGCAAAAAAGGCACGCCCUGCAGCUGCGAGAAUGAGGGAACUUGCCAUGGAAACCAAAUUGGUGAAAGAAUUGCGGGUGACCCGAAGUGGGAAGAAAUCACAAUACCCCGUAUUGAGACGGUUUGACAUGCCGCCUGCACUUCAGGGACCAAAGAGCCCCAUCAUCAUAAUCAUGAUAAUGGCCGCCGGCUACCUCGUACAGGGUCUCUUUGCUAAGCAAGACCCUGGUCGACCAUGGCUCAUGGCCGCCUCGCCUGGGGCACGUAAAAAGCGAAAGCGCCUUUAUGUCAUCCCGCCAAGAUGUCACCUUGCAUAG